This is a messenger RNA of Nilaparvata lugens (brown planthopper), 1140 nucleotides long. RefSeq names its product N-terminal Xaa-Pro-Lys N-methyltransferase 1-like. Gene Ontology annotation, biological process: rRNA modification; N-terminal protein amino acid methylation. Gene Ontology annotation, cellular component: cytoplasm. Gene Ontology annotation, molecular function: N-terminal protein N-methyltransferase activity; rRNA (adenine-N6,N6-)-dimethyltransferase activity. Bases 439 to 1113 code for a protein of 224 amino acids. Lineage: Eukaryota; Metazoa; Arthropoda; Insecta; Hemiptera; Delphacidae. The record is from RefSeq and is a predicted model, not a curated record. The transcript has 4 exons.
AUGUGACGAAUCUCAUGAUUUAAGACUCAGAACUGUUAUCCCAAUCACGGUAUCUAGAUGAAAAAUACUUCUUCUAUUUACCUUGAUCCUAAUAUCAUUAUUAAAAUGUUCAACAUGCAACCUCCAACUGUGCGUCAUUUGAGUGACAGAGAGUUUAAGAGGAGACUCAAGUCCUGGCAGCGUGACGUGAACCUUACAUUAGUCAUCUACUCUCGCGUUUGUCGUCAUUUGUACGCACUUGGCAAGGGUGUGGAGGCAUUAUUAUAUGUUUAUUUGCUUUUUGUUUGUUUUUGUAGGUUAUGUUAUGAAUGAAGUAACAACGUAAAACGUCUUGUAUAUUAUCAUUAUUUACUAGAACACCCUCCUGCUAUUAAUGCUUAUUUCUACAUAAAUUUAUAGAGCAUUGAAUUAUGAAAUACUUUUUUCAAAUCAAUUAAGAUGAUUGCUGACGAAACUUUUGAUGAAAAAAUAAAUUAUGAAGUGGCUGCUAAUUAUUGGUCCCAGAUCCCGGCAACUGUUGAUGGCAUGCUAGUUGGCUUCGGAUACAUUACAAAAGCUGAUAUAGAAGGUUCUGAAAAAUUCUUAAAAGAUCUCUUCAAGGCUGAAGCAUCGUUGGAGCGAGAACGCGCACUAGACUGUGGUGCAGGCAUCGGACGUAUAACUAAAAAUCUACUAGUCAAGUUCUUCGAUAAAGUUGACCUCGUUGAGCAAGAUCAAAAAUUCAUUCAAGAAGCCGAAAAAUCCAUCGGUACUCAUGAAAACGUUGGUGAAUUUUUCAAUACAGGACUACAAAACUUGGAGUUUGCACACAAAUAUGACGUUAUCUGGUGUCAGUGGGUCCUCGGUCAUCUCCCAGAGAGCGAUUUAAUAAAGUUUUUCAAAAAUUGUGUUGGCCACCUGAAACCGAACGGAGUGAUAGUGGUCAAAGAGAACCUGACAUCGAAAGGAGGCGUCGAACUCGACGAACAAGACUCAAGUGUCACUCGAUCAUACUCAGUCAUGCAAGAUUUGUUCAAAGCUGCUGACCUCAAGUGUAUAAAAGAGUGGAAACAGAACAAUUUUCCCAAAUUCCUCUAUCCGGUUAUGAUGUUUGCUCUCAGGCCAGCAACUUGAUGUGCUAUUAAAAAAAUACAUGUGAAU